Molecule: messenger RNA, 447 nt
Organism: Ochotona princeps (American pika)
Lineage: Eukaryota; Metazoa; Chordata; Mammalia; Lagomorpha; Ochotonidae
Gene: C13H10orf143
Product: chromosome 13 C10orf143 homolog
Exons: 4
Coding region: 129-398 (89 amino acids)
Source: RefSeq, a predicted model, not a curated record
CAGCCCAGUGGCUCCGCCCCCAAAGACCAGUUGGGAAGAACUCCAACUGGAGGGAAUUAAUUUGUGGAAGCCCACUGCCGCAAGAUUGAUGGAGGCCCCCUGCCAGGAAACAGUGCAAGUAAACGGACAUGCAGACGACUGGAAGCCGGUGUGCCCGAGCGUGGCUACCUCCAAGUGGGCGCAUUGCGCAGCCCUCCGGACCCCGUGGACGCUCCCGCGCCCGCCCCCGCAGUGGGCCCCCCGAGCGGCGGCAGGAGCUGCGCCCAGCUUUGCCGGAGAUGUAUCGCUGGGGAGUCGGGCCAUCUGACACACACCCAGAAGCCUUGAAGACACUGCCCGCUGGGAAAGGGUACUUCCUGUGCUUAGAGCGCUUGGCGACGGCGAGGGCUGCCCUCUGACCCCUGCCCUCUGACCCUGCCUCACCCCGGAGCCUCUGGGUGGCUGUGC